Messenger RNA from Humulus lupulus (European hop), 1242 nucleotides. Its product is annotated as peptidyl-tRNA hydrolase, mitochondrial. Gene Ontology annotation, molecular function: peptidyl-tRNA hydrolase activity. The coding region runs from base 186 to 986 and encodes 266 amino acids. The record is from RefSeq and is a predicted model, not a curated record. The transcript is spliced from 8 exons. NCBI's taxonomy places the organism in Eukaryota, Viridiplantae, Streptophyta, Magnoliopsida, Rosales, Cannabaceae.
GUUUUCUGACUGUAAUUGUCGUUAUCAAAACGACCUGCCGUUAGUAUUUCCAUCGUCUGUACUCUAUCUGUUUCAGUGUGUUAUUUCAUUCAAAUCGGAAGUCAGAACUUACUUUUGAUAACGCGUGAAUCCUUGUAUUGUGUACAAUUCUCAUUUGACAAUCUCAAACUAUUCUAAAAUCAAAUAUGAGAGUUGUUGUCGGUGGUUGUAUUUCGCUGUCCCCAAUCGCCGCCCUACGGAAGCCGACUUACCGCCAUAGCUUUCGACCAUCGAAAGCCCUAGUUCCGUCUCCCCUCUCAACGGCUCCUGUUCCUCGUUCGAUAUUUUCCCGAUUCUCAACCUCAGCUUCUACUGCGGCACCGGACUCCAUGUCUCCGGAGCCCAAACAGUCCCAGAAGCCGUGGCUCAUCGUCGGUCUUGGAAACCCCGGCAAGAAGUACAACGCAACUCGCCAUAAUGUUGGUUUUGAAUUAGUAGAUGCUGUUGCUGAAGCUGAAGGGAUAUCUGUUACCAGUGUUUCUUUCAAAGCUCUUCUUGGGAAAGGUUUUAUUGAAGAUGUUCCAGUUAUGAUUGCCAAACCGCAAACUUUCAUGAAUGCAAGCGGUGAGUCUGUUGGAGCCAUGGCCUCAUAUUACAAGAUUCCACUGAAGCAAGUACUUGUGAUUUAUGAUGAUCUAGAUUUGCCUUUUGCGAAAAUGAAAUUGUUGCCAAAGGGUGGACAUGGAGGGCACAAUGGGAUGAGGAGCAUCAUUGAUCAUUUUAAAGGGAGUCGUGAUUUUCCUCGUUUGAGAAUUGGUAUUGGACGGCCUCCUGGGAAAAUGGAUGCAGUUAACUUUGUUCUUCGACCGUUCAAUAAACAAGAGCGUGAAGAGUUAAAUUUUACAUUCCAAGAUGGAAUAGAAGCAAUUCGGAUUCUUCUGCUUCAGGGCUUCAAUAAAAGUGCAACAUUUGUUAAUAGUGCCAAACCCAUGAAGCAACUCGGUUAACAUAUGAUAAAACUGUGCACUAUAAUUUAUAUUCCUGUUAAGUUUCAUACAUAGCUUAAAUUAUUUUUUGAUACUACGGAACUGGAGAUCAAUUUCAAACACCAAUUCAUUGAAGCAGCUGCAGCAACAAAUUUUGUCUAAUUCUCUCUUUGAUAGAAUUAUCAAAGGCAAUUUCUAAUUUAACAUGAAUUCAUUAUUUUAAAGUGUAUUUAGUUCUCUUCAAUACUCAUAUUUGGAGUCUAAAAUUUAGUUUUUA